Geodia barretti is the source of this 1002-nucleotide messenger RNA. Lineage: Eukaryota; Metazoa; Porifera; Demospongiae; Tetractinellida; Geodiidae. The record is from the annotation of a GenBank genome assembly.
AUGUGGACGACGCUGCAGAGCCUGUACCAGUCGACGGAGAACGCACGAGUCAACAACUACUACGUGGGUGGUCUGUCCCACACCUGGAUGAGCUUCUACCUCGCGCAGCUCACCGACGACUGCCUCAUCCGCAAUGAGUGGAAUCUGUUGAAGGAUGUGGAGUCGUUCAGACCAGACUCUCUCAUAUACUCCUCCAACAUAUCAUCCACCAAAGCUGGCAAUGUGUUUGAGAAGCAGCUCGUGUCCAAACUACGUGGAGUGAUGCUCCACGAAGACCUCGAGGAGGUGACAAGUCGCCAACUGAGAGAGAAGCUGGAGAAGGAGAUGGACAUGGGGUUGACCGAGUACCGCGAGUUUCUCGACAGACACAUGUUGAGGAUCCUGGACAGCUCGAACAGCCAUCCAAGAUCCUGGAUUACCUCUACCUGGGCCCAUUCCACGGAGCACGAUCCCCUGCCAGGGUUCAGAGUGGAUGCUUCUAACCUCAGUGAGCUCGAAGCCUUUGGGGUUGGAUACAUCCUGAACGUGACGAGAGAGAUUGACAACUUUUAUCCCGAGGUCUUCAAGUACCUCAACAUCAGGUUGUACGACGUUCCUGACAGUGAGCUGAUCAAACACUGGGAGAAAACCUACAGAUUCAUCAAAGAAGCAAAAUGAGGACACCAAAGUUGCUUGUUCACUGCAAGAUGGGAAUCAGCAGAUCUUCUGCCACCGUGAUAGCGUACAUGAUGAAGGAGUAAUCAGAUGCCACUGGCAGAUGCAAGAAACACGUCAAGAGCAUUCGUGGUUGCAUCAACCCCAACGAUGGUUUCAUGAGUCAGCUCCACUCCUACGAGGGAAUCCUCACUGCCAGACACAACCCUCGCUGGGGUAAAUACGCCCCCACCCGACUCUACUCCAAACGCUCCGUCUCGGACCCGGACAUCAUGCAGUCGCUGGAGAAGGAGAGCUGGAGAGACGUGGUCUCCAGAAGCGGGCAGAGGAGCGUGGGGCGGAGGGAGG